Molecule: messenger RNA, 1150 nt
Organism: Melitaea cinxia (Glanville fritillary)
Lineage: Eukaryota; Metazoa; Arthropoda; Insecta; Lepidoptera; Nymphalidae
Gene: twr
Product: signal peptidase complex catalytic subunit SEC11A
Exons: 4
Coding region: 138-674 (178 amino acids)
Cellular component (GO): membrane; signal peptidase complex
Molecular function (GO): serine-type endopeptidase activity
Source: RefSeq, a predicted model, not a curated record
GGUUGUUUUGAAGUUUUGUAUCUGACGUGGUGCUGUCGAGCUGUCGAAUUAUAAACUUACCUUUCGUUCGGAUUAAGGAUAACCAAAACCGUCAAUUUUAUUUUCCUUUACAAUCUUUAAAAAAAUAAGAAACGAAAAUGUUGGACAGCUUAUUUGACGAUGUUAAACGAAUGAAUAAGAGACAGUUUAUUUAUCAAGUUCUGAGCUUUGGCAUGAUAGUGUCCUCAGCUCUUAUGAUAUGGAAGGGUUUAAUGGUCGUGACAGGGAGCGAAAGUCCCAUUGUUGUUGUACUCUCAGGCAGUAUGGAGCCUGCUUUUCAUAGAGGAGACCUGCUGUUUUUAACUAACUACCCCGAUGAACCAGUCCGUGUUGGUGAAAUUGUAGUUUUUAAGGUCGAAGGGCGUGAUAUACCCAUUGUACACAGAGUCUUGAAGCUUCAUGAAAAGAAUAAUGGUACAGUCAAAUUUUUGACUAAGGGUGACAAUAACAGUGUUGAUGACCGAGGUCUAUACGCUCAGGGUCAGCUCUGGCUGACCAAGAAGGAUGUUGUUGGGCGUACCAGAGGAUUUCUACCCUAUGUAGGAAUGGUCACAAUAUAUAUGAAUGAAUAUCCCAAGUUUAAGUUUGCUGUGCUGGGAUGUUUAGCGGUUUAUGUAUUAGUGCACAGAGAGUGAAGUUGAAUCUUGAUCUUAUGAAUGAAGAGUAUGUCUGUUAUAAAUAUUGAUGGACUUUCAGAUGUACUUCCACUUAUUAAAUUAAGUUCUCUCUAGAAUGAUUAUUAUAAUUAUUUUGGUUUAAAUCUGUUUUUCUUUGAUAAGUUAAGAUUUUUAUAACAACAAAUGAUUUUGUGAAAAUGUUUUUAGAUGUAAAUUUUAAAUGGAGGCAUAAUUUUCAUAGGAGAAAUAAAUAAUAUAACACACAAACCUUCAAACAUCGUUUUUAUAAUAAAAAAAGUUUUUCUAAGUUUUUGUAAAGUGGUUGUAUAUAUGCCAAAGCAAAAGAUAUAAAAAUAUAUGUACUUACAUUGCAAGAAUUGUUUUUUCAUACUUUGUUUUUCAUUCAGUGGUUCACUUUGUACAAAUGAUGAAAUAAUAUUUUCUUUCAUGACACAAAAUAUAUUAAAUUACACAUGCAUUACAUAUAAGUAUUA